AUGUCAGUCAACCAAGAAAGAAAGAGUCAAGGAGUUCCUGAAGAUGCUCUGGCUAACCAAGACACAUCUUCAUUAACUGAUGCUGUAGAGCAAGUUGCAAAGCAACAGCAAUCACAAACAUCAGAAAUAGAAAAAAACAAAAAAGUUCUGUUUCAUUUACAGAAUGAACUUCAUGAGUUAGAAAAACAAAUAGCAACUGUUUCUGCAGAAACUAAAGAAACAGAAAGGCUAAUUUAUCAGCAAGAUGUUGCCAUAGAGAAUAGCAAACUUCACUGUGAAAACCUAGAAACACAAAUCAAAUCCUUACAUACAGAAAAUGUAAAGCUUAAAUUUGAUAUAGAAGCAGCCCAAGAAGAUUUUGAGGAACACAUGAUAAAAUAUAAUGAAUACUACGCAAAAAUUAAAGUGCAUAAAGAUACCUUGGAGGAGGAAGAAAGCAAAUGGUCAUUUAUAAUUGAACUACAUGAAAAACAAGAUCUUGUUAAAAAACUGAAGAUAAUGAAAGAGGAACUUAGGCAAGAUCUUCAGAAUCCAGAAGGAAACCGGAUGAAACAAAUACAGGAAGACAUUACAAAGCUUAAGGAUAAAAUCACAACUACAAAAGAAUCUAUCAUUGAAAAAACUUGUUUUCUUGAGGAAGAAAAUAAGACACAUGAAAAAUUAAGAAAAGAAAUAGAGGUACAAAAUAAGAGAUAUGGUGCAAUUCUUAAGCGUUUGCAUUGUCAGCUGAACAAGCUUCAGUCAAAUAGAAACCAAUGGCAGUGGAACAUUCAACAACUAGAAAAAACUGCAGCUGAACUAAGAAAAUGCAUUGCAAUGAAAGAUUAA
Molecule: messenger RNA, 828 nt
Organism: Pipistrellus nathusii (Nathusius's pipistrelle)
Lineage: Eukaryota; Metazoa; Chordata; Mammalia; Chiroptera; Vespertilionidae
Source: the annotation of a GenBank genome assembly